AUGCGUCAAUAUAAUACCUGUAUAUUAGGCUUUCUUCCCCCUUUCACCGAUACAUUGAAGAACAUGCUCAUUAAUUUUUUAGUAAUCUUGAUGUUGUGGGGGUCUUCUAUCUUCGGAGAAAUGCUUGAACCCAACUAUAGGGGUCAUGGAACCCAAAACACGAGGAGUGGCACCAGCUCCACGAGUUCUACGUUAGUCAGACAUACUGGGCACAUACCGUGGGUGAACUGGCCGCAAUUGGUCCACCGAGUUUCUGUUGCACGCUGUACCGUGUUGUCAAAUGGUUUCUCGGGGGAUGUAAAUGCUAAUGAUACAUACGAUGGCCAACGUGACUUACAUCUGUUGGCAACAUCAAGAUCUCAGUCACCCAUUGCGCUCUGUCACCUGCCUGUGUUUAUUUUUUUCCACAAGGAAAAUUGUCCUGCGUGUCGUAUGUUAAUUGAGGAACUUGGGGUGAGCCCCGAGUUUGAGCUUUUGAGCGAGUACAUGACUAUGGUAAGCGCUGAAACAGUGGAUGAAAUAUUGCGUAGUUCUCCUUAUCCGCGGCCUGCGUUUGGUGAAAUUCACCCCCGGUUACGUGGCAAUAAGCGGAGAACAAAGCAGAAUGGUAAAGGUGAAGAUGAAAUGAUCAAAGCUAUGUCACCACAGGGUGAGUACUAUCCUAGGGUCCUUUUCUUAUUUCCACACAAUGGUAGUGUCAUGCCCGUGUUUAAUAACGGAUUAGAUCAUGACAGUGCUCAUAUACAUUUUUACGGCAGAGCGAAAUCCCUGCUGAGGGGCAUGAUGUCGGCAAUCCGCAUCAUGGAUGCGAAAGUAGACUUUGAUGAGCUUUGA
Trypanosoma brucei brucei TREU927 is the source of this 834-nucleotide messenger RNA. RefSeq lists its product as hypothetical. The coding region runs from base 1 to 834 and encodes 277 amino acids. The transcript has a single exon. Lineage: Eukaryota; Euglenozoa; Kinetoplastea; Trypanosomatida; Trypanosomatidae. The record is from RefSeq and is a predicted model, not a curated record.